AGCAAAGGUCAGGUGUUGGGACGAUCCCGGCAAUAGGUGGCUGGCUGCCUUUAAGGUGGAUUUAUUUGCCUGCCAGACAGGAAGUAACCCUAACCAGUCACCAGCCCCUUUAAAGAUCAGGUAAAGCAGCAAGUGGGUAGAGAGAGAACUGCCUUCUCCACCCUUCGCUUUGGUCUUUCAUCAGAACUCCGGGCCUGGCAGGCAGAUUUUGCAAUGUGUGCGCUCCCGUCAGGAGGCUCCGGGAAUACUUCACGCACAGGGAGCAAGUGCCAAGUGUCCAGGGCCUAAGCCAAGGAAGCAGAGACUCAGGGUGCAAGGGGCAGGGGGGAGCAGGGCUUCCUCCCUGGGGACUAUGGAGAUGCGAUCCCCUGGCAGCAGGACAGGCCUCUCCACUGGGCUCUUUCUCCUGCUUUGUGCUUUCCUGCCUCCUGAGAUACCUGGGAAAGAAGUGAAUCUCCUGGACACAAAUACUGCACAGAGUGAACUGGGCUGGCUUCCGGAUCCUCCAGAAACAGGGUGGAGUGAGGUGCAGCAGAUGAUAAACAGUACCCCCAUCUAUAUGUACCAGGACUGCAACGUGCUCUCAUUGGGCGACACUGAUCACUGGCUCCGCACCAACUGGAUAUACCGGGGUGAGGCAGCCUCCCGCAUCUACGUGGAGCUAAAGUUCACCGUGCGUGACUGCAAGAGCUUCAGGGGUGAGGUGGUGACCUGCAAAGAGACUUUCAAUCUCUACUAUAUGGAGUCAGAGCAGGAUGUCGGCAUCCAAUUCCGUCGCCCCCUGUUCACCAAGGUCAACACAGUGGCAGCAGAUCGGAGUUUCACAAGCCGGGACAUUGAAUCAGGCACUAUGCAGCUGAAUGUGGAAGUGUGCCCGAUACGGAAGCUGUCUCAGCGCGGAUUCUACCUUGCUUUCCAGAACUCUGGGGCCUGUGUGGCUCUGGUCUCUGUCCGGGUAUAUUACAAGACUUGCCCAGAAACAGUGGGGGGACUGGCCCGCUUUCCAGAGACACUGGCAGGCUCAGAGGGGCUGACAGAGGUGCCAGGGGUCUGUGUAAAGGAUGCAGCCGAAGAAGCAGGCUUCCCACCCAGGAUGCAUUGCAGUGCUGAUGGGGAGUGGCUGGUGCCAAUGGGCCGAUGCCUGUGUGCUGUUGGGUUUGAGGAGGCUGACAGAAGCUGUGUAGCCUGCCAGCGAGGAUUCUACCGUCAUUCCCCAGAGACCAAGCGCUGCCUCAAGUGCCCCCCAAACAGCUCAUCCAGUGCUACAGGGGCCACAGCCUGUCCCUGCAACCUGGGCUUCUACCGGGCACCCACUGAGAGUCAAAGUGUUGCCUGCACUCGUCCCCCUUCUACUCCCCGCAAUGUCAGCUUCUCCCUGGUGGGGACGCAACUCUCCCUUUGGUGGCAGCCACCCAGCGACCAUGGUGGGCGCAAGGAUCUGACCUACAGCAUCUCAUGCCAGCGCUGCUCUGUCCUAGCAUGUGAGCCAUGUGAGGCUAGCGUGGUCUUCUCCCCUAGUGCCUCAGGCCUCAACAAUACAUCCAUAGAUGUGGACGGUCUAGAUGCUUAUGCCAACUACAGUUUCACCGUGAAGGCACGUAAUGGUGUCUCGGAGGUCAGCUCUUUCCCUCAGCGGACCUCCCCUGCAGUCUGGGUCUCUGUCGGCCAUGCAGCUCCAGUAACGGUGUCCCAUCUGACUCUCACCCAACGUGAUGACAGCAGCCUGUCUGUGUCUUGGCCAGCCCCACGGCACCGCAGCCGGAGCUCAGUGCAGUACGAGGUCAUGUAUUUUGAGAAGGGAGAGGAUGCACACUACACAGUGAAGCAAUUCCAUGAACCCAAUGUCACUCUGAGGGACCUGCAGCCGGACACAGCCUACCUGCUCCGUGUGCGCUCCAUCACGCCCCUAGGCCCUGGCCCCUUCUCCCAGGAACAGGAGUUUCGCACCCUCCCACCAGACACCGGAGCUCCAUCUGGCGGGGUGCUUGUCUCCAUUGUCUUCGGAAUCCUACUGUUUAUUGGGCUGGUUGUGGGAAUCUUCGUCUUCACACAAAGGAAAGCUCGUUGUCACCAAGCGCGGCCAGACUAUGACAUCUCAGCCUUCAACCGAGAGGAGAAGGUCUGGUUGAAGCCCUAUGUGGAUCUACAGCCCUAUGAGGACCCAAGCGGGGGGGUCUUGGAGUUCACCAAGGAACUAGAUGUGGCCUAUGUCACCAUGGAGAAUGUUAUCGGGGAGGGGGAGUUCGGGGAAGUCUAUUGCGGCACCCUGCGCCUGCCAGGGAAGGAGCGUAUUGUGGUUGCCAUCAAGACCCUGAAGUCAACGUAUUCGGACUCUCAGUGGUGGAAUUUUCUGCGUGAGGCAACAAUCAUGGGCCAGUUCAAUCACCACAACAUCGUGCGCCUGGAGGGGGUUGUCACCAAGCGGAAGCCGAUGAUGAUCAUCACUGAGUAUAUGGAGAAUGGUGCCCUGGACACAUUCCUCCGGGAGAACGAGGAGAAGUUCAGCUCUGUACAGCUGGUAAUUAUGCUGCAGGGCAUUGCCUCAGGCAUGACCUACCUCUCAGACCGCAACUACGUGCACCGGGACCUGGCUGCCCGCAACAUCCUGGUAACUCACAGACUACAGUGCAAGGUGUCUGACUUCGGCCUGUCCCGGAUAUUGGAAAACGAUGUGGAGGGGACAUACGAAACUAAGGGCGGGAAGAUCCCCAUCCGCUGGACAGCACCCGAGGCCAUUGCCCAUCGGAUCUUCACCUCAGCCAGUGAUGUCUGGAGUUACGGCAUUGUCAUGUGGGAGGUGCUGUCUUUUGGGGACAAGCCCUACGGAGACAUGACCAAUCAGGAGGUGAUGAAGAGCAUAGAGGAUGGAUACCGACUCCCCCCCCCUGUGGACUGCCCAUCCAUCCUCUAUGAGCUCAUGAAAGGCUGCUGGUCACACGAUCGCAUGCGACGGCCCUGCUUCCAGGAGAUCCAGGGCCAGCUAGAACACUUCAUCUCCAGCCCCCAUUUACUCCGAUCUGUUGCAGACUUUGACCCCAGGGUGACGCUGCGGCUCCCCAGCUGCAGUGGGUCUGACGGGAUCCCUUAUAGGUCAAUCCCAGAAUGGCUGGAAUCCAUCCGCAUGAAGCGGUAUAUCAUCAACUUCCGCACCGCUGGCUUGGAUACCAUGGAAUCUAUCCUGGAACUCACUACUGAGGACUUGAAAAAGAUGGGGGUGUCACUUCCAGGCCACCAGAAGCGGAUUCUCUGUAGCAUCCAAGGCUUCAAGGAGUGACCGGGCCUCAGGUCUUCAAGCUGCCAACAUUCCCAAGCCUACUGGGUAUCACUUGAAGCCAUUCCCAUAGCAGUUGUUUCCAAGAAGAGAGACUGAGGUGAUCAAAGCAACUAACAGGACAAAAAACUCUCUUGCAAAACCUGCCUGCUCUGCUCUGCCUGCUCCAUCCAUGUGUGUGUCUGCACCAAGGCUGCAGGGUGCUGUACAUACACCAGAGCCAGGACAGCGUUCUCAGCUCCAACACUUGACAUUCUCUGUACAAUAUUCUGUGCAGCACUGAAAUAGUCUCUGCAGCACAGAUUGGGGCCUGAGUGAUAAAGAAGAGGAAAUCUUUAGGGAUGCAGAGACACAUGGAGUGACGGCCCAGUUAAGAUCUGUUGAGAAACAAGAACUGAAAUACAGAGGAGAAUCUCUAGGAACCUACAUGGGGGCUUGGACAGAAGAAAGCCCCAUCCCUGCUUUUCCCACUACCACCUUUGGAGCAUGUUCCUUAUUACUGCAACAGUGCAUCUGCCUUCCCCAUUUCAUUCUUGUAGUGGAAGCAGGUACAAUCAUCUGCAGAGAUCAGGGUAAGGAUUGCUCUUAGCUCUCAUUGCAGUGAGUUUAUCUGCCAAUAAUGCUAAGUAACUAUAUACUCCUCCUCCUCCUAUACACUGUGCCAUCCUCCCUGUGAGGGAGGGGAGAGCCUGAAAAAGAAGGAAAUGGGGUACCCUGCUCUUGCACAUGUGCUUCCUGUAGUUUCUUCCAUGAGACAGAAUCAGGGUUUAAUGCUGAAGCAGGGAUAUUCACACCCCACCACGUGUAGCCUGUACUUCCCCUUCUCCUGUCACCUGUUCUCCUCUGCAGCCUGUUCCAAAUGUGGGGAGGGGCUGCUUUUGCUGCAAGGGGGGAAUUGUUCCUAUGUGGAAGAAAUAUGGAUUUUUAAAGUCUUGGUGCUCAGGGGAAGGCACUGUGGGCUGUAACUUUUUUGUAAAUAAACUAAUGGCAGAGGCCGGGGCUCUGUGGCUUUCCUUGACUAGUAUGUGGGCAUUAUAGGGAGCUUUCCUUCA
Dermochelys coriacea (leatherback sea turtle) is the source of this 4323-nucleotide messenger RNA. It is a transcript of the gene EPHA1, whose product is annotated as EPH receptor A1. Gene Ontology annotation, biological process: cell surface receptor protein tyrosine kinase signaling pathway; axon guidance; protein phosphorylation. The coding region runs from base 353 to 3274 and encodes 973 amino acids. Gene Ontology annotation, cellular component: plasma membrane; neuron projection. Gene Ontology annotation, molecular function: ATP binding; protein binding; transmembrane-ephrin receptor activity. The transcript is spliced from 18 exons. NCBI's taxonomy places the organism in Eukaryota, Metazoa, Chordata, Testudines, Dermochelyidae. The record is from RefSeq and is a predicted model, not a curated record.